UCCCUCUAUCCUUGUAUUAACAAGGUCGGGAAAGUUCCCCUCGGCCAUCCUAAAAUCAUCACGGAAAACUUUGACAACAUUGAAGAAUACGAAGGGUUGAUCCUAUGCAAGAUGUCGCCACCAAGAGAUUUAUUCGUACCCGUUCUUCCCUUCCGAACCAAUGGGAAAUUGUUGUUUCCGUUAUGCCGCACGUGCGCUAAGGAAUCGUCAAAAGAAAAGUGUAGUCAUGGCGACAACGGAAGGGCCAUCACUGGCACGUGGGUGACUGACGAAGUGAAGACAGCCAUCAGGAAAGGAUACCGCUUGUUAGAGACAUAUGAAGUAUGGCAUUUCGAAAACAUUUCACAAUACGACACUGUGUCAAAAACUGGGGGUGUAUUCACUGAUUAUGUCAACACCUUCUUGAAGUUAAAACAGGAAGCUAGUGGGUGGCCAAAAUAGUGUCAAACUGAGCACGAUAAACAGAAAUACGUCAAGGACUACUACGACAGAGAAGGGAUACUUCUGGACAGGGAAAACAUCAAGAAAAAUCCCGGACUGAAAAAACUGGCCAAGCUCAUGCUUAACAGUUUCUGGGGUAAAUUUGGUCAGCGAACAAACUUGAUCCAGUCAUCUUAUAUUUCGGAUCCGUGCGAGUACUUUGACAUGAUGUCAAGUGAUAGUCAAAUUGUGAAAGAUGUCAACAUCGUAUCAGAUCAGAUGGUGAGGAUGGACUGGAAUUACAACAGCGAUUUUCUGACAGCUUCUGGCCGCACCAAUGCUGUGGUCGCCGCCUACACAACGGCACAGGCAAGACUCAAACUGUAUAGCUACCUGGAAACACUGGACCGACGGGCCCUUUACUGUGACACAGAUUCGGUGGUAUUUACGGUCGAACCUGGGCAAUGGGAGCCCGAGCUCGGAGACAAUCUUGGUGAUCUCACUGAUGAGGUUGAAGGAUCAAGCAUUGUGACCUUUGUCACUGGAGGUCCAAAAAACUACGCAUAUACUCUCUCAAAACCAAACAGAGAUGGUGAAAUGAGUUGCUGCAAGGUUCGGGGGAUAACUCUGAAUUAUAAAAACUCCCUAGAAAUCAAUCAUGAAACAGUGAAAGAUAUGGUUUGUGGAAAGAAGGAAAAGGUCACGGUGUGUGAUGAUCUUAAAAUUUGCCGUGACAAACAAUCAUGUAACCUCUUAACAAAAAUAGAAACCAAAGACUAUAAAAUUGUGUUUGACAAGCGCGUCAUUUCAGACAAGUAUGUCACUCUUCCAUAUGGAAUGUAAAAAUAUACUUACAGGUAGAAAACGUUAAUUCCACAAAACACCAUGUAGACCUUUCAUGACACCCGAAUUCAACUUACGUAGCAAUUGUUUUUAUAUGAUAUUGUACCAGUUCUAU
Mizuhopecten yessoensis (Yesso scallop) is the source of this 1378-nucleotide messenger RNA. RefSeq lists its product as uncharacterized. The transcript is spliced from 2 exons. Lineage: Eukaryota; Metazoa; Mollusca; Bivalvia; Pectinida; Pectinidae. The record is from RefSeq and is a predicted model, not a curated record. Bases 559 to 1263 code for a protein of 234 amino acids.